AUGGUGUUCUGUGGACUCUUGUCUCCUCUCAUGAAUUGCAUCAAACCAAACAAUUCCCCGGUCUUGGCCCAUAUGGGGUCAAAAUACUCAUCAGAGCUCAAAUACUACACAUCCGCUUGUCAACAAGACUCUGACCUCAAGACCUUUGAUUCUUCCCUUCACCAGCGAACAACGAGUGUCUUGAAGUCGCUCGCUGAACAGGGGGCCAAGUCUGGUCAAUCUAUAUCCCAAGGCUCACUCAUGAAGGUGUACGAGUUUCUGCUUGACCUAAACGGAGAUGUAGUAAAGGAGAUCAUCGAUAGCAAAGAAGAUAUCAAGAAAAACAAAGACCUGAGUUGUUUGGUUGGUGUCUACUUCAAAAGUACUUCCAAGACGUUAGAGUUCUGCAAAACCGUCGAUAACUGUGUCAAGAGAGCAGAGAUUAGCCAGCUUAUCAUCCGAUACGCGGUGAAGCAGUUCGAAGCAGAAUCGGGUGAUGUUGGAGAGAACACAAAGAAGAAGUACGCAAAAACAUUGGAGGAGCUGAAUAAGUUCAAAGCCAUGGGAGAUCCUUUUGAUGGAGAGUUCUUGACUCAGUACGAGUCGUCGUUCUACGAGGAGCAGGAUCUGCUUCUUGAGGAAUUGAGUAAGCUGAGAGCAAAGCUCGAUAAGAAACAGAGGAAUUUGAAGACAUGGAAGAGACUUUCCUAUGUGGUUUACAUAACUGCGCUUGUCUCAGUUCUUCUCUUAUCGAUGGUUAAAGCGCCAUUGGUCGUACCGCUACUGUUGGUUACGUUUGCCGAUAACUUUACACCAGUGAUUGAGCUUGUCGGAAAAUGGCUUAGCAAGAUGUGGAAAAAGCACGAAAAGGCUGUCCAGAGACAGAGAGAAUUGGUUUCAACGGCGGAGACUGGAGCGGGAGUUAACUUAAUAGCUACAGAAAACAUACGCAAUGAAAUAGCUACGGUGAACAUACGUUCCGAUGUUGAUAGUCUGAGAAUAAAGUUGAAAUUUUGUCGACGAGGUGAUGAGUUGGCAACGAGACUUGCGUUGCAAGAAAUCGCGAAGAAAGUUGAAGGGCUUACGGAUAAAAUCAAGGAAGUUGGUCAGCAUGCGGAGAGGUUUAGCGGAUUCAUUGGCUUGGGGAGAAGUCUCGUUCUGCGACAGAUCCUCAGCUUACCCGCCAGCUCCAUCUCCUAGAAAGCCAAUGUUUUG
Eruca vesicaria subsp. sativa (arugula) is the source of this 1194-nucleotide messenger RNA. The record is from the annotation of a GenBank genome assembly. Lineage: Eukaryota; Viridiplantae; Streptophyta; Magnoliopsida; Brassicales; Brassicaceae.